AUGGGUUUUACAGAAAAGCAAGAAGCCAUGGUGAAGGAAUCCUGGGAGGUCUUGAAGCAAAACAUCCCUGAAAACAGCCUACGCUUCUUCACCUUGAUUUUGGAGAUUGCACCGGCUGCGAAAGACAUGUUUUCCUUCCUCAAAGACUCCAAGGAAGUCCCACAGAACAAUGCAAAGCUGAAAGCUCAUGCUGUUAUGGUUUUUAAAAUGGUGAAAAUUCAACUCCAUGAGAAAGGUGACGUAGUAGUGGCUGAUAGAACUCUCAAACACUUGGGAUCUAUCCAUCUUAAAAAAGGUGUCAUUGACCCCCAUUUUGAGGUGGUGAAAGAGGCACUCCUUAGAACAAUCCAGGGGGCAGUUGGGGAGAAAUGGAGUGAUGAGAUGGGUCAAGCUUGGACUGAAGCCUAUGACCAAUUGGCUGCAGCCAUGAAGGCCCAGAUGAAACAAGACCCUGCUUCUACUAAUUAGCUUCAAAUUUCUUUCAUUUUUUUUAAAACGUAUUUGAGUUUUUAAUUAAUAUUGAACAUGCAUGAAUGUUGUGAGUUGUGAGAAUUUGGCUAUUGAUGCAUUCAAUCAAAGCCUGCUAAAUAAGAUACAUAUUUGGCUACUUU
Tripterygium wilfordii is the source of this 611-nucleotide messenger RNA. RefSeq names its product non-symbiotic hemoglobin 2. Gene Ontology annotation, molecular function: oxygen binding; heme binding. NCBI's taxonomy places the organism in Eukaryota, Viridiplantae, Streptophyta, Magnoliopsida, Celastrales, Celastraceae. The record is from RefSeq and is a predicted model, not a curated record.